AUGGAUGAUACAGAUGCACCUGAUCCCUUGCUCCAGCAAGUGCCAUUACUCAAAAAUCCUGCCUUCCAACCGCCGAAACCGGUCACUUUAAACACCAACUAUGCCAAGUUGAUCCCCAAUCUUCCCGCCAGCGUGCUACCGCCGCAAAUGAGCUUGACCGAAGAAGACUUAGAAGCAUGGAAAAACGAUCUCGAAGAAUUCAAAAAGACCAAGUUGUUUACAGAUUCGCUGAAGCAGGCCCAGAAAGAGUACCAAGACUGGCUAAAAGCAGUUCAGAGAAAGGUUGCUCCAGGGUUCAGCUUCAACAUCAUGACCCCUACUAGUGCUGGACGCCAGAGGGAAGAGAAACACGAGCCGAAAGAAGCGCUGUCAGCUGAAGAAAACCAGAAACCUAUAGAGAAGGUCGAACCAGACCAUUCUGGCCUCAACGAGGACCUACGGAACCUUUCAAUGGACUCAUAA
Molecule: messenger RNA, 462 nt
Organism: Candidozyma haemuli
Lineage: Eukaryota; Fungi; Ascomycota; Pichiomycetes; Serinales; Metschnikowiaceae
Gene: MVB12
Product: Mvb12p
Exons: 2
Coding region: 1-462 (153 amino acids)
Source: RefSeq, a predicted model, not a curated record